Messenger RNA from Menidia menidia (Atlantic silverside), 2418 nucleotides. NCBI's taxonomy places the organism in Eukaryota, Metazoa, Chordata, Actinopteri, Atheriniformes, Atherinopsidae. The record is from the annotation of a GenBank genome assembly.
GAAGCCCGGUGCAAGCUGUGUCACUUGACCGUCUUAUGGGUCGUAACGACUAAUGCUACUCUUUGUUAAGUAAAUAGGUGAAAAAUCUUAGUCUGCGGCGAGGAUUACCCCAGUGAACUGUCGCUACCACCAGAUUUACUGACACGUAUCCUUGCGGGAAAAACCAGAUUGUCAGAGGUCACUUUCGGGAUUUGUUUCGACGUAGUUAGCUAACGCUAGCGUGUUAGCUGCUCAGACAACAGCCGCAGCUCGUGAGGAUGUCGCUGCACGGCAAAAGAAAAGAAAUCUACAAAUACGAGGCGCCAUGGACCGUUUACGCGAUGAACUGGAGCGUGCGUCCGGACAAACGCUUUCGGCUAGCACUAGGAAGCUUUGUGGAGGAAUACAACAACAAAGUUCAGCUGGUGGGUCUGGAAGAGGAGAGCUCGGAGUUUGUCUGCAGGAACACCUUUGACCACCCUUACCCCACCACCAAGAUCAUGUGGAUCCCGGAUACCAAGGGGGUCUACCCAGACCUGCUGGCCACCAGCGGGGACUAUCUGCGCAUCUGGAGGGUCAGUGACACCGAAACGCGUCUCGAAUGUUUGCUGAAUAACAACAAGAACUCAGACUUUUGUGCUCCCCUCACUUCCUUCGACUGGAACGAAGUUGAUCCCAACCUGCUGGGGACGUCCAGUAUCGACACCACCUGCACCAUCUGGGGACUGGAGACGGGUCAGGUGUUGGGGCGAGUUAACCUGGUGUCUGGACACGUGAAGACCCAGCUGAUUGCCCACGACAAAGAGGUGUACGACAUCGCCUUCAGCCGCGCCGGGGGCGGCCGGGACAUGUUUGCCUCGGUGGGAGCAGACGGAUCCGUCCGCAUGUUCGACCUCCGGCACCUGGAGCACAGCACCAUCAUCUACGAAGACCCCCAGCACCACCCGCUGCUCCGCCUCUGCUGGAACAAGCAGGACCCCAACUACCUGGCCACGAUGGCCAUGGAUGGCAUGGAGGUGGUGAUCCUGGAUGUCCGCGUGCCGUGCACGCCUGUGGCCCGGCUCAACAACCACCGCGCCUGUGUCAACGGCAUCGCCUGGGCGCCACACUCCUCCUGCCACAUCUGCACCGCAGGCAACCAUUCAGCCCUCAGAAAGGCUGCGGAUAGUGUUUUCAGACUUCUCCCUCGUGGAGCUGCAGCUCCCAUGUCUACCGAUGACCACCAGGCCCUGAUCUGGGACAUCCAGCAGAUGCCCCGUGCCAUCGAGGAUCCCAUCCUGGCCUACACCGCGGAGGGGGAGAUCAACAACGUGCAGUGGGCCUCGACGCAGCCGGACUGGAUCGCCAUCUGCUACAACAACUGCCUGGAGAUCCUGCGCGUCUGAAGGCCAGCGGCGCUCCUCUGGACUUUCGGGGGUCCUCCCCCCCGCGCUUUGGAAGGAGAAGGCCACGAGCGAACUCUCUGAACGUGUGGGGGGUAUCACACACGAUACUCCACAGUAACCUGGUUUACAUUUCCUCCACACCUCUCUACUCCACCGCUCCCCUAUGAAACAUGAUAGCUCUUAUUUAUUUUGCUCAGCAGGUAGCGUUCAGCAGCCGUAACACGCGCCGGCGCUCUGAACUCUGACUCUGUCUCUGUUUAUGGACAUCCAGACUUUUCUACUCGAUGCGAUUUCAGCCGGCCGUGAGAUUACCACCAAGGAUUUUGAUGUUUUGAAUUUCACCCGCUCGGUUUGUGGAGAUUCUGGAGGUGGGGGGGGCAGAGGACGGCCUGUCUGACAUAUAGGGUUAAGUUGUAGCCUUGGUGUGGAUGCGUACCAUAUUGGUGGGUCAUGGAUCAAUAUAUUUCGUCUUGUUUACCUAUGUGGCAGGCCGGCCGUCUAAUCGCCUCCUCUGUGGGCGGUUCGUCUGGCCCGGGGCUCGUUAUCCGUGCGGCUUCUUGUAAAUAACCUGAGAGGGAUUUGCGCCGUCUGUCACUCGUAGUUUGGCCGACGCUGUGAGACAGCUUUGUACGGCGGCACCCUGAACCUACCGGAGCAACGUCGUUCAGCCCUCUAGCUCCCCGACUAACCUCUCCUUCCUCUCUUUAUUUGUAGAUAAAGCUGCAUUUUUUUUUGUUAGAGUGAGGUGUGAAAUGAGUGGGGGCGUUCUCAUCGUGUCUUUGCUUCUUUUUUUUGUGUUUAAUAAUCCAAGGUCCUUGUAGCAUGCCAUUACAAGGCAAAAUGUACAUACAUAUAAAUAUAUCAACUUCAGAUGUUGGUACGCCAAGUGUUCAUGUCGUAGCUUUUUUCAUAAAGUUUAUUAUUGAAUUUGCUCUAAUAAAUUGUAUUCGUUCAUGUCUUAGAAACUAAAUGCCUAGUGUCUUUAUUUAUUCCAGGAUUUAUUCCCAUGCUUAGUUGGUCCUUCAGGUAAAAACUUUCAAUUCUGUCAAGAAAU